UCUCCCCUCCCCAUUCGAACGCGGAGCAGACGCAUUGGUGCUGAGGAGACGCGCGGAUAGUAACGCCACAGUCAGAGGCGUGAGGACGACACGAUUCAUCCACAGCACAGCCGCGAACACGGCAAAAAAUGCAGCUCUCAGCACAUUAUAAAGCAUAAGCGCUUCGUGUGAUGGAUGUUUGCGCUCCCGGCGGAUGGAUUAACACGGAGAUGCACAGCCAGUGCUGGGGAUCCUACUAGUGAAAGUGAACUAACCUCUAAUGAUGCCUGAUGAAAUGGUCUACUUGUGUCACGUGAUGUGGGAUGCUCUGGGCUGUACGUCAUGGAGACUGUAAUGUUAAUGCUGGAGCUGCAGUGAGCGGCAAUCCCUCUCUCUCAUGCAUGCCUUAAAGAUAUCAUAAGGAAAACUCCACCAUCUACUCACUGGAACCUUAACCUAAACAAAUUUAAUGGGGAAAAUAAGAAGAGUCUCAUUAAGAUGACACGCACAGAUCCACCUGACAUACUAGUAUCAACUGUGUAUCAAGAUGUCAAAGUGAGUUCCCUCUCAACCCACUCCAAAGCCUGUCAUCCCUCAAAACAAUGUGAUUCCCCAUCUGUCAGCAAACUGGAGAACACUCGAAAAAAAAGCAAAAACAAAAAGAGGCACUGCCGUAGCUUUGACACUGAGUCUAUGGACAAACUCCGAUAUCAUACAAUAGCAAUGGAGUACCCAUACAGAAGGGCUGAAAGAUACGCGGCCAAUCCAGAGGUUGCCUGGAACGCCUUAGGUCGCCAACAAGGGCAUGGACUCCACCGGUUUUCUUCCCCAGACAUAUUUAGCUACCGUCUCACCUCACAGCCAACGGCUGCUGAGAUGCCUGCUGAAAUUGCGGUGACGGAACAAAAGCGGAGGACUAGAUCUAGAAGUGCCUCACGGGUUCAGACCAGCCUAACUCCUGUAUCUUUUGAUGCUUCCCCGCCAGUGGCAAGAAGGGGUCGGGAGGCUCAAAGGGCACACAGAAACAGUCAGCCAAGGCCAGAAGUUUCCCCAAGAAGAGAGUCUUCCUAUGGUGCCACGCGAGCACAUGUAAACGAAGUACACCCUGUCAAACUGCAGCCGCAAAGGAGUGAUACAAGCAGGUAUUCCCCUGUAUAUGUGCCUGAAGGUUAUGAUGAAGGAAGGCCAGAAAAGCCUGCCACUAGUCCUCAUGUUCGGUGCCGGGUAGACAUCAAACCAGAUGAGUCGGCCAUGCAGCAAGGUGGCCGAAAGGCAGCUACACCCCAAGUGGACAUACCUUGGCAGAAGUAUCCAGGCAGUGGCAGUAGGAGUCUGACAGUGCCUCGCCAUUUCUCCACUUCAAGAACUCCAACUCCAACUGAAUCCUACAUGGGAGAAUACAGGCAGGCGUACCAGUAUUCCCAAAGUAUGCCAAAUAGCUACAUGCAGCCUAUGGAGAUCCCUUUACAAAAGGUGGUCUCACCACGGGAGCCAAGGGAACACUAUGGACGGGAACGAAGGGCUCAUUCAAGCCCCAAUGUGCCAACUAAAUUCUUCUAUGCAGAGGACUUAGGGAAGUAUGGAUCUUCAGCGCCAUCAAGGACUUAUUAUCAAGAUGACCGAUACAGCAUUCCUAGCCAACCCUACUCACCUAAGGUACAAUAUGUACAGGAUCCAAGGACUCACAUUGUUCAUACUGUACCAACCCGGCCAUAUUAUACAGAAGUCGACCCCUACCAUUACUCUGGACAACAUGUGUAUGCGAAAUCCUAUGCUGCAAGUGAACCAGGGGCGUAUAUAAUUCAGACACCUCCAGGAAGGACUUUAUAUGGCGAUGACCCAAGGACAUAUCAGAUUCAAACAGCCCCUCCUCGGAUCUUCUACAUGGCUGACCCCUACACUCCACAAAUGGAGCAUCAUAUUCCAGCCAAGGCAUAUUACACUGAAGGAAGACGACAUGCCCGUGUUGUGCAGCCACAAUCUGAGGACUGGUACGGCUCAGAUGUUUCUGGCUACUCUAGCCAUUACCCGUCCUCUUAUGUCUCACAGAUUACUCCCACAAGAGCUAGGCAAGAGCCAAAGCUCACAACUUGGUAUGCCAAUCCAUGUAUGGAGCCAGCAAAAACCGUAACAGACCCAAGAUCGUAUUCAAGAUCUUGGGAUAACAUCUUAGAUACCCACGUAGAACGGGAGCAGCCUGUACCUCGAGGGAAAAGUGAUGAGAAUCUCCUUUGUCAAGGGGCACAAACUUCAAGCGAAAGACCAAAACCUGUGGUUGUCAACCUUUCCAGCUCACCAAGGCGUUACGCUGCACUGUCAUUAUCAGAAAACUCUUUGAUUGACAAAAGUCCAACCGAGGCCAUGAGCUCCUCAAGUAAACUGUGGUUUGUCACACCUGAAAUUACAAUCACGGACAAUGAUAUCAGACAGGGCAAUCUUGGCAAACCAGAAGCACGCUCUGCAAGUUGGGAUGUGCUAGAUUCAAAAAGUGCCCAAAAUCAAGAAGCACCUCAACGUGACGCAAAAUCCCGCUCUGGAGAGUCUACCAAAGAGAAAACGCACAGCAGCACAUCCCUACAGCAAAGCUUAGAGCAACUCGACGAGCUUUUAGCUGACCUUGUCAUCGAUUACAAACCUCCAGCUAGGAGGACCAGCGAAGAUUUGCUUGAUCAACUCAAAAAGCUGAUUGAUGAAGAAGAAGCGGUAUCUUCAGCAAGAAAAGAUUCGACUCCAGGUUCUGAAAGCGGCAUGCCCCUUGACAAACAACCCACGUCAAUAAAGAUAGAUCCUGACACACUAAGAGACACCGAUGGGAGUUGUGAUGGGCUGAGAAGUACAGAGGAGUGCUCCCCUGACCAGAGUCCAGAUGAGGACGACACAAUGAUGUGUUCAAACAAUAAAUGCCGUCGGACUGAGACCUUGUUUAAUGCCUGCCUCUACUUUAAAUCCUGCCACAGCUGCUAUACCUACUACUGCUCUCGCAAUUGCCGCCGUGAGGACUGGGAUAUCCACAAAGAGAGUUGCCUGUAUGGGAGAAUCGGAAGCGUGUGUCGCCACAUUAUUAAGCACUGUCGAGAAACCACAGAGGUCCACAAAGCUUUCUCCCGUAUAGCCAAAGUGGGAUACCUGUCUCGGGGCAGGGGGGUCUUGUUUUUGGGAUUCCCAAAUCCAGGUUCAUCCACAAAUUUCCUUCAAUUUGGACUGGAAAGUCUGCUCAUGUCACCAACAUACCUAUCUCUCCGCGAGCUGGAGAGCUUCAAGGAUAACCUUGGGGAAUAUUGCAAGGAGCUCCAAGAGGCGGGGAAGGAAUAUGACCCAAAUGAAUGUUUUCUCUUGAAUGUAUCCAUUGCUGUUGGUGAUCAAGUGCCUGACGGACCAUCGCCAAGGGUCCAAGCCCCAACCGUCAGGAAAUUUGCCAAGGUUGCUCUCGCCUCAUACAGCCCAGAAAAAAAAGUCCAUCGGAAGGAAAGUGACAUGGAGACUUUGAUCCUGACCCCUCCACCAGGUAUGGCUGACAUUGACAAGGAAGGCGAGGAAGGAAGGAAAGCCAGGGAGAUCUGCUUCAUCAACAUUCAGCGGGAGUUGAGGAUACGUGGGGUGUUUCUUCGCCACGAGUAUCCCAAUGUCUAUCAAAAGCUCUGUGAGUUUGUUGAGAACAACAGGAGGUUCACGCCAACUACUAUUUACCCUAUUGAUAAAAGGACCGGCAAGCAGUUUAUGUGCAUGAUAAUGGCAGCCUCUGAGCCACGAACUUUGGACUGGGUAGCGAACCCACAUCUCCUAGAUGACAUUAUUUAAAACAAGUGCACCUUUUUAUACUUUAAAGCAUAGAUCUCACUAUAGGACAUAUCUAAAUAUAUCAAGCUUAUUUGUUAUACAUGUUUGUAGAUAUGUAUUUUGUUAAUUGAAAGAAAAAAAAAAGACGUAUUCAUGUCUGCAAGGUCAGUAUUAUUCAAUGUUGGAAUAUUGCCCAUCAGAUGUUGAGUGAGUAAUUCACAUUGUUUGUUCAUCGAGUCCCAGGUUUGUUCUUUUAUGCUUCACUAGCAAUUACUGCCCUUCUGUUACUUUGUAGCAAAUUCUCUUUUGAUAUUCGUUGAUUGCUCAUGACGAAAGAGAGAAAUCUUCUAUUUAUUUUGAAAAAACUACAGAAUUCUGUACUUAUUUACUGCAGAGUUUAAUAUUCUUUCCUAUGCAAAAAUGACCAACAUUGUCCCGCAAAAAUGUUGAAGUUUUGGCUAAAGAAAUAUGGUACUAUAUUUCAUUUUAUCAAAAAAAAAAGUGUAUUUUUAUUGGUAUGACCAGGAAUUAUAUUAUAUUAUAUUAUAUUAUAUUAUAUUAUAUUAUAUUAUAUUAUAUUAUAUUAUAUUAUUAUUUGGCACAAACUUAAAGAGGAACUAAUAGUGCAGAGUAGAAUGGCAGUACACACAGGACUGUGGAUUAUCCACGGUCUAUUAAAUGUACUUUGAGGAACGGCUUUAAUUAAAAAGAGAGCUGCUUCAUAUUAAGCAGCACCUAGAAUUUUGUGCUCCAACCUGGUAAACUCAUUUCCGUAAAUGCUUUACGUGAUUUAGGUUUCAGUUUAAUGAAGUAAUUGGUGCUUUUAUGUAUGUUUGGUAGAAUUACUUGAGCAAUAACAAACUUGAAGACAAAAUCUGGAAAAUAUUGGUAUCAGUUUUUGUGCAACACAUUAGGUGUUGGCCGGUACUGUUCCAUCAGAAACACUGUGAACUGAGAUUCCUCUUAUGUGCGUCACUGAAACAGUGUCCUUGUGAUCACCUAGUAGACUCGGAAAUAUUUUAGUAGUUGUUAAGGUUAUGAGGGAUAUGAUAUGAGAUGCAGCAGUAGUUUCUGUAUUAGACUGUAUGGUAUAUAUUGGUUAUUAGGCUUGGGGAAAAAAUGUAGUAUAUCUUAUUGUGGUUUUAUUUUCACUUACUGGUUUGAUAUUUGAAUUGUACAUCUGGUCAUUUAAACAUGCAACCUUGGUAAUAAAACAGCACUGAUUCUUGAGCGACUGUGCAAAAUGGUCCACAUUUUUAUCUGCAAUUAAAAUGCUAAAAAUGUAUUUUGUUACAUAAGUCAAAACACUGUAAUUUUAUAAACUCUUUUUUUCCAAAAGAAGAUUUUAUAAACUAUAAAAUACUGUAUUAAUGCAAA
Messenger RNA from Danio rerio (zebrafish), 5133 nucleotides. NCBI's taxonomy places the organism in Eukaryota, Metazoa, Chordata, Actinopteri, Cypriniformes, Danionidae. The record is from RefSeq and is a predicted model, not a curated record.